Molecule: messenger RNA, 7443 nt
Organism: Planococcus citri (citrus mealybug)
Lineage: Eukaryota; Metazoa; Arthropoda; Insecta; Hemiptera; Pseudococcidae
Gene: Jarid2
Product: Jumonji, AT rich interactive domain 2
Exons: 28
Coding region: 318-6995 (2225 amino acids)
Biological process (GO): regulation of gene expression; chromatin remodeling
Cellular component (GO): chromatin; nucleus
Molecular function (GO): DNA binding
Source: RefSeq, a predicted model, not a curated record
AUAUGAAAACAAGAUUUAUUGUUUAUGUUGAUAUUGAAUUGAGAAGAUUAACGCUGUGUGUGAGGAUGUGAAUGUUCUUUGUUUUUUAGUAUCCAUAAUUUCGAUCAUUCUGCGUGUAAUUUGUGUUCGUGAAAUGUGAUCUCAAAGAUUUAAAAUGAAGUUCGAGUGUGGUUUGAACGGUAAGAUAGGUCCAACCAUAUGAGUGUUAAAUAUCGGUGUUCAUCCAUACGUGAUAUUCGCAUUGUUCGUGCCGUUCGUACAAGAUCUCAUCAGCAUGGUUGUAUUAUUUCUAAUAUAAAAUUAUUCAUUAUUCCAUCAUGAAAAGAAGAGCCGUCGCUGUAAAUGAGCGUUGUACUUCGCCAGUGAUAAAAAGGACGAAAGUACACGCUCAAAGAAAAUUCGCUCAAGGUGCAAGUAAUUACAUCACGACGCCGACUAAAUUACCAAAACCCAACGAUGCUGUGCAGCCAUUUUCACCGGAAACUAGUAGCGUUGAUAAUGACGAUCGUGAAUUGAAUAAUUUCUCAAAUCUACCGACAAUCGAUGAUUUUCUCACAUUCCUGUGUUAUCGAGAAACCGAUGUUCUCCCGCAGAGAUUAAACUACCUGAAUACCCCGCAAUUCGAAAGCAUUCCUGCGAAAAAGAAACCUUCGAAAUCGAGCUCUACGUCGUUAUCGUCGUUACCUUCGAGUAGAUCUAGUAUUGACCAUAGUAAGGCUAGUGAUAAAGUUAAUUCGAAUUUCAAGAAUAAAAAGAAAGUUCCUGAGUAUCCAUUACGUUCUAAGGAAAUCAAAUGUAAACCAAUCAUUAGCAAAGCUUCGCGUUCUUUAGCGUUAAAACAUAAUCAACGAUUACGUAAAAUCGUGCAAACCAAGUUUACCGAAAAUAAAUUACCGAAUUUCAAGGCUAAGAAUACUUCGAAUAAAUUUCCAGCUUCGAAGAAUAAUGUCAACGUUAAAGUUAAUAAUGUUAAGAAUCAUACCAUCACUACAGCUAAUAGUUCUGAGAAAGAAACGUCCAAGAUUACCGGACAGGAAGUGAAACGUGUUACCAGAAGAAAUUCUAACCUUAAUGAUUUAGCUGAAAAGCCUGAGAUAGUUCGAACAGUUGCGAGGAAAUCACCGGCGAAGCCAAGUUUACCAGUUAAAGAGCUUCCAGUAACCGUAAACAAUACGCACGUUCAAGCUAGAAAACUGCCACCGAAGACACUUCGUGUUUCCGUAACUAAAUUACCUUCGCCUACAAUUUCCAACAUCUCGCCGAUAAAAAGAAGCACACGUUCGGCUACAGCGCGUCUUGAAUCGAAUAUAAAAACCCCAAGCACGAGUUCUCGACCAACGAGAAAAACAAAAGAAGCUGCAACGCUGUACAUGGAAACUCUGGGUAAAGAUCUACUACGUGGAGAUGAAAGCUUCGAUGAAGAUGAUUUGUCGAUUGAAAAUUACUUCGAGUUACCUAUCGUUGAACCUGCUGCAAAACCGAAAAAAGAAAUAAAAGAACCAUCGAAGAAACCCAAACCGGUCAUUUCGGUGAAAAGAAAGCCUCAAAAGUUGAUUAAAAAAUUCAACGAUAAAAAGGCUCCGGUGAAAGCACCCGAUAAGAUUCGUAAACCAGUCAAAAAAGUUAUCAAAAAAGAUGAAGCUCAAAUUGAAAAAUUGAACGACGAGCUCAAAAAAAUCGUCGAAGAUAAGCCAUUGAAAGAAAAAUUAGAGCAUAUUACGAAAUCGAUCGAUAUAGAUAAGGAAUUGGAAGCUAUACAACAUACUUUAGGUAUCUCUAAAGGUGAAGUGAUAAAUGAUCUCACAGGAUUAACCGAUGAAUUUAUCGAUGAUAAAGAAGAACCGGUUGUAGAUAAAUUGCUAGAUAAUAAUUUAGUUGAAAUGCAACUCGAUGAAGAAAACGAGGAAAUUGAGAUGGGGAUUCCAAUGGAAUACGAUGAUAUUGAAAAUAUAGACAUUCCUGAAUUAGCCAUCGAUACUAAAAGUACAAAAAAUAAAAUCCUACCAAAAGAAAAGACUGCCGAACAUGAAAUUAAAAAACGUGUUUUACAAGAAGAUGCCAUUAUUGUAGAAAAAAUCGAAAAUAUCAUCUUGGGAGAAGAUAAAACUAAAACUGAAGUUUCCCAAAAGGAAAAAAUAGAUGAUCUCGUUCCUCAGAAAGAUAAAAUCUCUUCUAGCUCCAACACGAAAAAUUGCUUGAAACAAUCAACUGAAAAGUUGACGAAGCCUGAAAUUUCAAGCACAAUCAAGAAAAAUUGUUCGAAGAAACCUCCGAAAAAAGUUGAUAAGACUGAUGAUCUUAAAUUGCCUACCAAGAAAUCUGUCGAGAAAUUAGACAUUUCCAGCCCUGCUGCUAAAAAGAAAUCCGACGAAGGAAUAGAAAAAGCCAAAAUUUCCAAUCACACUGCGAAAAAUUCGUCGAAAAAAUUAACCGAAAAACCAAAUAAGAGACCGGAAGUUUCGAAACGAAAACCAUCCGAUAGAAUAGAAAAUCCAGAAGUCCCGGUGAAAAAACCCGUCGAAAAAUCAGAGAAACCAGAAACUCCAGCGAGAAAACCUGUGGAAAAAUCGGAGAAACCAGAGAUUCCAUCGAAAAAACCUGUUGAAAAAUUAGAGAAACCAGAGAUUCCAGCGAUAAAACCUGUCGAAAAAUUAGAGAAAACAGAAAUUCCGGCGAAAAAACCUGUUGAAAAACCAGAAGCUGUGGUGAAAAAACCAACCGAAAAAAUUGUCAAGUCCGAAGGCCUAGUGAAAAAAUCGACAGAAAAAGUAGAAAAAUCAGAAGGCUCGGUGAAAAAAUUUACAGAAAAAUCAGAAAUUCCAGUAAAGAAAUCUGUUGAUAAAACAGAUAAAUUGGAAGUUCCGGUGAAAAAAUCUGUAGAAAAAUUAGAAAAAUCAGAAAUUCCAAUAAAGAAAUCUGUUGAUAAAACAGAUAAAUUGGAAGUUCCAGUGAAAAAACCAAUAGAAAAAUUAGAAAAAUCGGAAAGCUUCGUGAAAAAAUUAUCAGAAAAAGUAGAAAACUCAGAAGUUUCGUUGAAGAAAUCUGUUGACAAAAUAGAUAAAUCUGAAGCUCCGGUGAAAAAAUCGACAGAAAAAUCAAUGAAAAAACCAUCAGAAAAAGUAGAAAAGUCGGAAGUUUUAUUGAAGAAAUCUGUCGACAAAAUGGAAAAACUGGAAACUCCAGUGAAAAAAUCCGCAGAAAAGAUGGAAAAAUCAGAAGAUUUAUCGAAAAAAUCUGCAGAAAAAUCGGAAGUUUUGAUUAAAAAAUCAAUAGAAAAAACGGGGGUUAAAUUGAAGAAACCUGUCCUAAAAAUAGAUAGACUGGAAAUUUCGGCGAAAAAAUCAACUGAAAAAGUAGAUAAAUCAGAAAUUAUAUCGAAGAAAUCUGUUGAAAAAAUAAAUAGGUUGGAAGCUCCGGUGAAAAAAUUGCCAGAAAAAGUAGAAAAAGAAGCGACACUGAAAAAACAUAUCGAAAAAACUGAAAAGUCGCACGCUUCGAAUACCUUUACGAAAAAUUGUUUGAAAAAACCAGCCGAAAAGAUAGAAAUACCAGAAAUUCCGCCGAAAAAACCUGCUGAAAGGAUAGAAAAAUCAGAGUUUUUGUUGAAAAAAUCUGCAGAAAGAAUUGAGAAGCCUCAAUCUACGAAAAAUUCUGUAAAAAUCCCAUCUGAGAGAACAGAGAAACCAGAAAUUUGUUCGAAAAAGCCAACGGAAAAAGUAGACAAAUCUCACAAAAAACCAACAGAUAAAAUAGAAACACCUCAACUUCCUUCGAAAACCUCUACAGAUAAAAUAGAAAAACUAGAAGUUCCAUCGAAAAAACCGGUUGCAAGGAUAGAAAAUCGGAAAGCUUCGAAUUCCGAAGAUUGUUCGAAAAAACCGAUAGAAAAAAUAGAAAAGCCGAUACCAGUUCCCGAAGAAACCAUUCGUACGAGUAGCGAGAAAGAAGUCGAGAAAGAAUCGCAAAAAAUGGAAGAAAAUCUACUUCACAAGACGCCUAAUAAAGCAAAAAAUAUCGAAAGAUCCGAACCCGAUAGUAACUUCGCGCUCGAAGAAGGUGAAAUUAGUCAACCAAUUCCAGUCGUAGAACCGGUUUGUAAAUCAACGAUUACCAAAAAGACUCUCAACCGUAAGAAAGCGUCGAUAAAAAUAAUCAAAGCUAAACCUAGUAAACUCGAUGGCGAUCAAAAAACUGCUAAACGAGUCAGCGUAUCGCAAACAACAACCAACAUCGAAGAAUCAGUAACCGAAAGUAAACGAACUGAAGAUCUCGUUAAUGAAAAAAUUGAAGACGAUGUUACGACAAAAACGAUGCCUAAAUUAGUAUUCGCGAAUGGUAAAUCGACAUCGAUGGAGGAAUGUUCGCAAAAACCGAUUAUUCAAACGAUUGCAACGUCUAGCAGCAAGAUGUUCUGUUUGGAGAGUAAAAAGAUCAUAUUCAAGAAAAAUAAAUCAUCUACGGUGCCCGAUGAUAAAGAAGAAAAUAGUCCUCGUAAAACCGAAGCUUUCUCAGCAGAUAAUGAAAACAGCGUUUACGCUUUUGAACCCGAUUUACCUACCACUAGUCCGCCGUUCAGACGACUGAAACCAGUUACGCCAACGAAAUCUCUCAUUAGUGGGAAUUCGAUAGCUGUACAGGUGAAUUUCGAAAGCAACGCUAAAAUAGAAUGUUCGAGUUCUUCGGAAACGCAAGUAUCCUCUACUACCGAUUGCGAUGAUCGAGUAUUCUAUAUACCAAUACAAACGUCAGAUACGAGUAGUACUUUAGGCGUAGCUGUCAAAUUAGAUACAGACGGAGCUAAUCAAAAGAUCAUAAUGAGCGCUACGCUGGUUACCAAAUCACCAUCGUUUACUACUACUACGGCUACGACUGUCGCAUCUAAAUCUGUCAACGUUGAAUCAAAUGUUGCCGAGAUAAUCGAACCGAGAGAAACGUCCAAAAAAGACACGAGUGAUAAAAUAGUUGCCACAGCUGAUUCGCAGUCCUCCGCUCAAACUCCUACCGAUUCUCCUUCUUCGACUGUAGUAUCUCCUAAAUGUAAUAAAAAAGUUAGCUCUACUACUAAACCUAAUCAAUCGGUGAAGAUCGUGAAAAUCAACAAAGUCAAGAAACCACCACCUCCUAAACCUAAACCGAAGCCGGUUAAAACCAAAAACGUUAAAACUAAACCAGCCGAAGUUACUAAACCGGUACAAAGUACUUCGUCGAAGAAUGAAAUUUUAGAAGCUCCGACAUUCUAUCCGACUGAAGCAGAAUUCAACGAUCCUUUGAAGUACAUCGAUUCCAUACGACCUGCUGCUGAAAAGUUCGGUCUUUGUAGAAUCGUUCCUCCUUCUACUUUCAGACCCGAAUGUAAAGUUGCCGAUGAGAUGAGAUUUACUGCGUAUAAUCAAUACGUGCAUAAAAUGCUACAUCGUUGGGGUCCAAAUGUCAAAGAAAUGAUAGCCAUUAAAAAAUUCCUCGCAACUCAGAACAUCCAAUUGACUCAGGCUCCUUUGAUCGGUGGCAUGGAAGUAGAUUUACCUCGUUUAUACCAAAUAGUCCAGCAAUGCGGUGGCCUAAGUGCAGUCAUCCAAAAAGAAAGAUGGCACCAAGUGGCGGAUGUGAUGAAAAUACCGAAACUGGCUCAAGAUCGAAUAACAAAAUUGGAUGAUAUCUAUUGCAAAUAUUUAUUACCUUACGAUAUUUUAUCUCAUGACGAAAGAGAAAAAUUAUUCGAUGAUGUAGAAAAAGACUGGAAUGAUCAUUUGAAAAAUCCCAACGACGAUGAUGAAGUGUUCGACGACGUCGACGAAUGCAUAGUUAAGGGUCGUACGAUGCCAUUAAGCUGUUUCUAUCGUAUCGCUCGUAACACGAUGAUGAUGUGUUUCGGCAGCACCGAAGGCCAAGGAGGACCUUCGACCGAAACUAUCGAAACCGAAUUUUGGAAUCACGUAUCUCAACGUAAAUCUCACAUCUGUGUGCAUUCCGGCUCCAUUGAUACCGGCGUACACGGUUACGGAUUUUCGGUCGCGAAAAACAGCACGUUUCGAAAACAUCCGUGGAAUUUGAAAGUAUUAACCAAUAAUUCGGCUUCGAUUCUAAGAUCUCUAGGUCCAAUUAUGGGCGUUACUGUUCCUACGUUACAUGUCGGUAUGCUGUAUUCUGCUUGUUGCUGGUAUCGCGAUCCUCACGGAUUACCUUGGGUAGAAUACUUGCACACAGGUGCAAAUAAAAUUUGGUACGGAAUACCUGACGAGUUUAGUGAGCAGUUUAGUAAAGCGAUGCGUAAUUUGGUUCCGAGGUAUUGUCGAGAUAAAGGACUAUGGCUUCCAUCGGACACGGUCAUGGUACCACCACCAUUAUUGGCAGCUGAACAUGUUCCAUUGUCUAGAGUUGUCCAACAGCCUGGUCAAUUUAUCGUUGUGUUUCCUAAAGCGUUCACUUCUUGCAUUUCAACCGGUUAUAUGGUCUCGGAAAGCGUAUAUUUUGCUCACGCUUCGUGGUUAAAUUCUGCUAAACAGAUUUUCUCGGAUAUGCAAGAAAGCUGCGAGCCAUCAGUAUUCUCCUUAGAACAAUUACUCAUCAGUGUAUCUACAGAUGUUCGAGUUAAUCUUUCGAUCCUUGACCAGAUAUUGCCUUUAUUGAUUGAACUUCGCGAUACCGAAGUAGCUUCGAGAAAACAGCUCGUAAAAUUAGGAUUAAAUACUUCGGAGAAAAUGACAAUUAACAAAAAACGUAAACCUAAAUCAUCGUUUAAUGACGAAGAUAAUUACGAAUGCGAAGUUUGUCGAGCCAAUCUUUUCGUAUCAUUGGUGAUAAAUUCUCACAAGGAAACCAAUUAUUGUUUAAAACACGCUGUGAAUCUUUUGCAAAAGAAGCCAGCGCAAUUAAAAUAUUGUAAAUUAAUGUGCGCCUAUUCGGAAGAUGAAUUAGACGAAAUUAUCAAGAAAGUUCAAGAAAAAAUGGAAGCUAAACGUAAUCGUAAACCGAACGUUAAAUCGAAUUCGAACUGAUUAUUCUAAGAUUUAAAGUUGUGCCACGAUAUUAAAAACGUUUGUGUUCAAACAUACUCUUAGAUAUUGUACGGAUAAAUGUACAAACUGCCAUUUUUUCCUUUUGUUUUAUAUUAUAAUAUUACGUAGAUAACUAUAAAAUGGUUCCAAAAUUAAAAUAUUUUACGCCAAUGUGAUAGACGAAGAAGUAUAUAAUUUGUAAUUUUAUUGUAUAGCUUAAUGUUUUGGGACCAUCAUGUUGUACAUAGAGAAAGGAUGAAAGAACUUUCAGUUUGCAUUUUAUCAUUCAGCGUAGUAUUUUUAUUUUCCGCGAAAGGCUGAACUAGUCUUUUUUUUGUACGUUUUCUUAUUUAAUGUGUUCAUGAUGAUGUAUUUUUAUUUAUAGAGAUUUUCAAUUUUUUCUACUCGUGUUUUUUAGGUAAUGAAUACAGAUGAUAAUUUGUGUACG